AUGACAUCACCUGCUAGCUUCGAUUUUCUGAGGCUCAACGAUGCGCAACGGCUGGCCGUCUACCAUCAUUUGGGCUUUUGGGCAAAGCGUGAGCUUCGGCGCGUCGCCAAGGGUGCGGAUUGUGCCCGUUCGGAUGUCCGAAUAAUUGACUACACGUUCUGCCCAAACGCUCUGCUAAUCGCAGUGGCCAACCCCGCGAAACACCUCGGAAUGGAAUACAAAGACGAUACCGGCGCGCCGGCGUCGUUUGCCAAGAACCAGUACAACACCACCACGAUGAUCACAUCCCAAGCAGCUCAGCUCGAUUUUUUGAAUCGACUGACUGCUGCGAUGCCCCCUUGUGAAGUCAAUUUCGUUUGUAACCCGUGUCAUAUUGUGGACAGCGAUUGCAUCCGCUAUAAUCUUGAUGUGUGCCGCUGGCCGAUCAAUGCUCUACAUCAAUGUUUGGCCCGCGAUGCGCCGCUGAUUGUGAUGCUCCGUGAAGCACGCAAAACUACCAGCAGACAUAAUUCGGCUGUGGAGAUUUAUUUGCCGGAUACGCCGAAUACUGGGGGGCCGACAGACCCGGCGUGCUUUCAGCAGAUUUUCGAGCAGGUACAUAUCCUCUUCGCCCGUUGUUUUGUGGUUGCUCAUCUGGAGAAAAUACGGGUUAACGCGGGAUAUUUGCGUCCACAUUAUUUCCCCGAGGCUAUUAGCAUCGUGACCGUGUUGCUCGAGGCAGCUUUGGUCCAGUACCCACCCAUCAACAAUGCUCCUCGUCUCACCUUGAUCGACUUUAAUAUUACGUUUUACUAUGGUGAUCAGCUCGACCAUGAACUUCCGGAGCAGCUGCGAGCCUUUCUGACAACGCAGCUUGGACCUGACGACCGCGUGGAGCUCCUCUAUCACACCGAUGUAUGU
Molecule: messenger RNA, 900 nt
Organism: Mesorhabditis spiculigera
Lineage: Eukaryota; Metazoa; Nematoda; Chromadorea; Rhabditida; Rhabditidae
Source: the annotation of a GenBank genome assembly